Messenger RNA from Danio aesculapii, 2025 nucleotides. RefSeq names its product cytochrome P450 2G1-like. The transcript is spliced from 9 exons. Gene Ontology annotation, cellular component: cytoplasm; intracellular membrane-bounded organelle. Lineage: Eukaryota; Metazoa; Chordata; Actinopteri; Cypriniformes; Danionidae. Gene Ontology annotation, molecular function: oxidoreductase activity, acting on paired donors, with incorporation or reduction of molecular oxygen, reduced flavin or flavoprotein as one donor, and incorporation of one atom of oxygen; iron ion binding; heme binding. Bases 23 to 1498 code for a protein of 491 amino acids. The record is from RefSeq and is a predicted model, not a curated record. Gene Ontology annotation, biological process: xenobiotic metabolic process.
ACAGAACUGAUUGGUAGAAGGGAUGGAGCUCUCAAGCUCACUGCUGCUGGUUUUGGUCUUGAGCGUGUUGAUGUUGAUUAGAUGGAAGAGGAAGGAGAGCGGACUUUCUUUGCCCCCGGGGCCACUGGCACUUCCACUGAUUGGAAACUUACUAACACUGGAAAAAAGUGCACCAUUUAAGAGCUUUAUGAAGUGGAGUAAAACCUAUGGGCCUGUGAUGACGGUGCACAUCGGGACUCAGAGAAUGGUGGUUCUGGUGGGUUAUGAAACAGUGAAAGAGGCUCUGGUGGAGCAGGCUGAAGACUUUGCAUCGAGAGCUCCCAUUCCUUUUACUAACAGAGUUCUAAGAGGCUAUGGUCUGAUCAUCAGCAAUGGAGAACGCUGGCGUCAGCUGAGGCGGUUCACUCUCACCACACUGAGGGAUUUUGGAAUGGGACGCAAACGAAUGGAGCAGUGGAUUCAAGAAGAGAGCAGAUACUUGGUCAAGAGUUUUGAAGAAACCAAAUCCAAACCAGUUGAUCCAUUACUCUUCAUGAGCCGGGCUGUGUCCAACGUCAUCUGCUCCCUGGUGUUUGGGCAGCGCUUUGAUUAUGAAGACAAAAACUUCCUGCAGUUGCUCCAGAUCAUCUCCAACCUCAUGCGAUUUGCAAGCAGCCCUUGGGGACAGCUGUACAACAUCUUCCCUAAAGUCAUGGAGCUCUUACCUGGUAGACAUCAUACCAUGUUUGGAGAGAUUGAUGAUCUCAAAUCCUCCAUAAUGACAAUUAUCAAGGAGCAUGAGAAGAAUUUGGAUUCCAGUGACCCAAAGGACUUUAUUGACUGCUUCCUUAUUAGGCUCAAUCAGGAGAAACACAAUCCUGACACAGAGUUCCACAAGGAAAACAUGUUUGCAACCUCUUUAAAUCUGUUUACAGCCGGUACAGAAACCACCAGCACAACUUUAAGAUACGCUCUAAUGCUUCUGAUCAAGCACCCUCACAUACAGGAGCAAAUGCAGAAGGAGAUAGAUCGGGUUAUUGGACAGAACAGAAUUCCUACAAUGGAGGACAGAAAGUCUCUCCCCUUCACUGAUGCUGUGAUCCAUGAAGUACAGCGCUGUCUGGACAUUGCACCACUGAACGUUCCCCAUUAUGCCCUGAAAGACAUCACUUUCAGGGGCUAUAAAAUCCCCAAGGACACAGUAAUUAUUCCCAUGCUGCACUCUGUCCUAAGGGAUGAGGGACAUUGGGAAACCCCUUGGACAUUUAACCCAGAGCACUUUCUGGAUUCCAAUGGCAACUUUAAGAAGAAUCCCGCCUUUAUGCCCUUUUCUGCAGGUAAACGUGUGUGUGUGGGUGAAUCUCUGGCUCGUAUGGAGAUCUUUCUGUUCAUCGUGUCCCUGCUUCAGAAGUUCAGCUUCAGUAGUCCUAAUGGUCCAGACAGCAUAGACCCCAGUCCUGAACUCAGCAGCUUUGGCAACAUGCCUCGACACUAUGAACUCAUAGCAUCUCCUCGCUAAGCUAUGUGGCGAUUGUAACAUACUACAAGAAUGAAGUCAUCCAAUACAGAGAGAGAGAGAGAGUGACCACAGGUUGAUGAAAUGUACUUUAGAAUGUAAGCUGUGAUUUUCAAAUUUCUUAAAGUCUGAUGUAGGUACAGCACUGAAUCGCAUCCUACUCAAUGGUAUCAUGAACCCAGCAUAAAUGCAAUGAUUGAUGCUAAUAGAAUAUUUUUUUUCAAAAAUAAAAAUAAACAAACAAACAAAAACCUCAGUUUGUUUAAAAUCACUCUUGAUAAUCAGUGAUGUUGCAUACCAUGAUAUGGUUAUGCUUCAUUCACCUGAAGUGAUCUUCUGUAGUGUUCUUCUGUUCUUCAUGCGGUGCUGUUUCCUGUGUUCUGACUGCUGACGAGCCUCUUCUGAUGUUCAUGAGGAGCUUCUGAUCUUCACUAUAUGUCAGUGUAAUAUUGAAUGUAGUUUAUUUAUUUAUGAUUUUGUAUUAUUAAUUUUACCUUAUGUACAGUGUCUUUGUAUGUUCAAGCACAAUG